UGUAACGAUCCGUAUCGCUUUACCGAUGACGUCACACGGGGAAAUAAACAUGGCGUCUGGACAGCAGUGGGUGUUGGUUGAAAUGGUGCAAGCCUUGUACGAGGCUCCAUCUUAUCACCUCAUUUUGGAAGGAAUCCUCAUUUUAUGGAUCGUCAGACUUCUCUUCUCGAAAACCUACAGACUACAUGAGACUAAUAAACUCACUGAGAAGGAAAAGGAGGAUCUAAUUGAGGAAUGGCAGCCAGAACCUCUCGCUCCAAUUCUUUCCACAGAGACUUCCUCCAUGACCUAUGAUGUUGUCACAGGACCUCCCAGCCACAAAAUGCUAAUAAAUGGAAAAGAGUGCAUUAACUUUGCAUCAUUUAACUUCCUGGGUGUCCUGGAUAAUGAGAGAGUAAAGCAAAAGGCACUGUCAUCACUGAAGAAAUACGGCGUUGGAACAUGCGGUCCAAGGGGUUUCUAUGGAACUUUUGAUGUUCACUUGGAGUUGGAGAGCAGACUAGCCGAGUUCAUGAAAACUGAAGAGGCGAUCAUCUACUCGUACGGCUUUGCUACUAUUGCUAGUGCAAUCCCUGCUUACUCUAAGAGGGGGGACAUCAUCUUUGUGGAUGAAGCAGCCUGCUUUUCCAUCCAGAAAGGCCUUCAAGCAUCUCGAAGCUUCAUCAAGUACUUCAAGCACAAUGACAUGGAUGACUUGGAGAAGCUUCUAAAGGAACAAGAGUUGGAAGAUCAGAAGAACCCUCGUAAGGCUCGAGUGACUCGCAAGUUCAUUGUGGUGGAAGGACUGUACAUCAACACAGCUGACAUAUGUCCUCUUCCUGAAUUGGUGAAGCUAAAGUACAAGUACAAGGUGCGGAUUUUCCUGGAGGAGAGCAUGUCUUUUGGUGUUUUAGGAGAGCACGGCCGAGGUGUCACAGAGCACUUUGGAGUAAAUAUCGAAGACAUUGACCUGAUCAGUGCUAACAUGGAGAAUGCUGUGGCUUCCAUUGGAGGCUUCUGCUGCGGACGUUCUUUCGUCAUUGACCACCAGCGACUGUCGGGCCAAGGCUACUGUUUCUCUGCGUCGCUGCCUCCCAUGCUAGCUGCCGCCGCCAUCGAGGCGCUCAACAUCAUGCAAGAGAAUCCAGACAUUUUCACUGUUCUCAGGGAAAAAUGCAAAUGUGUUUACCAAGCAUUAAAUGGAAUUCCAGGGCUGAAGUUAGUCGGGGUGCAGUUUGCUCCAGCGCUUCACUUGCAGCUGGAGAGAAGUUCAGGUUCUCUAGAGUCAGACAUGCGACUGCUGCGCUCCAUUGUAGAUCAUUGUAUGGAGAGACAAGUGGCUCUAACACUUGCCCGAUACCUUGAAAAAGAAGAGCGAUAUCUUCCUCCACCCAGCAUCAGGGUGGUGGUGACGGUUGAGCACACAGAGGAGGACAUCCAGAAGGCUGUGUCCUGCAUCCAUGAGGCAGCAGUAGCUCUUUUGACAUGAGAGCUGCUUGCAUCACUCGUCGAUUCCUUGGAGCGAGUAGAACGUGUGACAGACUGUGAGCACUGCCCUUCUUGGAUAUUACUCCACAAGCUACUUAAUUUUUCCCUACAGGCUGAACAACUAUGAUCUUCAUGAAUAGAGGAAACAAAAUAGAAGGUGGUGUUGCCUUAUACAUAUACAAAUCAAUGCAAUAUAAAGUACAAAACACGUCAAUAGCUACAGAUCAACAGUAGAAAUUCAUAAUGAAAAGGAAAACAUAAUUGUAAGUUGUGCAUGUUGGCCAACUGACUCAAGUGUGGAUAUUUUUUAAGAAUGGAUGGAGAAAUAGUGAAUAACAAACAUUUUAUAUUUAUAUGUGGAUAUUGAAAUAGUGACCUGUUAAAUGCAACUAAACGCACAACAAUGGAUGCCUACAUUUAUACAAAGUACAGUAGUGAAGGGUAAAUGACGCCUUGGGCUGUAUUGACAUGUCACUGAUACUCUGUUGCUGUUUUGUAAUGGCACCCACUGUUGAAUUAUUGCAAAUAAAAGGAAUGCAAAAUAUAAUUGUUAAUAAAGAAAUAUGAAAUGUCCACUCUGGUCAAUGAUCCAAAUAUUAAACCGAAAAAGAACAUUUGCCUUAUUCAAUCACUCAAUCAAGUUUACUUAUAUAGUCCUUAAUCACAAAUGUCUCAAACGGCUGCACAAGCCACAACGACAUGGCUCAGAUCCCACAUCAGGGCAAGAAAAAACUCAACCCAAUGGGAACAACGAGAAACCUUGAAAAUGACUGCAGAUGUGCCCCCCUGGGGGGGGGGGGGGCACAUCUGUGUGAGAGUCCAGUCCAUAGUGGGGCCAGCAGGGAGCCUCUUGAAUGUAGACAUGUUGGGGAGCUCACCGACUGAUGCAUAAGGAGUGGCCCACCCCAAGCCCCGACUUCAUGUGAAAAAGUGAUGGAAAACCGAUCUUAAACGCAGCACGCAACUCAUCCAACUUCUUUCAGUACAAGCAGUCAAAGACGCAGCAGCUGUCACAUGUUUUUUUAAUUGAAGUACCAAUAUUUUAGAUUCUGAUUUACAUUUCGACAGUCACAUCAAAUCAGUAACAAAACCGGCCUACUAUCACCUCAAAAAUGUAACAAGACUUAGAGGGCUCAUGUCAGCUCCAGACUUAGAAAAACUUGUACAUGCCUUUAUUACCAGUCGGCUAGACUAUUGAAAUGGUCUCCUUGCAGGUCUUCCCAAAAAAACUGUCAGGCAGCUACAGCUUGUUCAGAACGCUACUGCUAGAGUUCUAACAAAGACCAAAAGAUGUGAGCACAUUACACCAAUUCUUAAAUCCUUGCAUUGGCUCCCUGUACAUCAGAGAAUUGAUUUCAAAAUCCUCCUGCUCACAUAUAAAUCACUACAUGGUCUAGGGCCCAAGUAUAUCACUGAUAUGCUCCCACUAUAUAAGCCCUCUAGAUCACUAAGAUCUUCUGAGACCAAUCUGGGAACCGCUAACAAGCGGUUCCCAGAGUAAACUCAAAUCAAGGGAGCGCAUCAUUCAGUCACUAUGCAACAAAUAGCUGGAAUAAACUUCCUGAAGAUGUCAGACUCUCCCCAACUCUGACUACUUUUAAAACUAGACUGAAGACUUUUAUGUUCACCUUAGCUUUCAGCUAAAUCUUUUAAUCUUUUAACGUCCGCACUGUUUUUAUUUUUAUUGUCUGCAUUUUAAUUUUGCUUUUAUUUUCUUUAAUUUCACUUUGUUGUCUGUGAAGCACUUUGAGUCUGCCUUGUGUAUGAAAAGCGCUAUACAAAUAAAGUUGCCUUGCCUUGC
Messenger RNA from Entelurus aequoreus (snake pipefish), 3268 nucleotides. RefSeq names its product serine palmitoyltransferase, long chain base subunit 1 (gene sptlc1). Gene Ontology annotation, cellular component: endoplasmic reticulum. The transcript has 15 exons. Gene Ontology annotation, molecular function: pyridoxal phosphate binding; serine C-palmitoyltransferase activity. Lineage: Eukaryota; Metazoa; Chordata; Actinopteri; Syngnathiformes; Syngnathidae. Gene Ontology annotation, biological process: sphingosine biosynthetic process; ceramide biosynthetic process. The record is from RefSeq and is a predicted model, not a curated record. Bases 26 to 1468 code for a protein of 480 amino acids.